UUAUUUUAUUUUCUGAUAAAAGCUGAUAGUAUCACAACGAAGUACCGCAGCAGCCCCCGCAGCAGUCUUUUCUGUAAGUUCAAAUUAUAGAAUGUCACAUGAUAAAAAAAUGCUUGAUCGUGAAGCAGUUCGUUCAGUUAUACAACAAUGGAAUGCAAAUCGUUUGGAUCUCUUUGCACUAUCCGAACCAGAUGAGAAUUUAUUAUUUCAUGGUGUUAUGCGCUUUUACUUUCAAGAUGCCGGACAAAAAGUUGCUACAAAAUGUAUACGUGUUGCAUCCGAUGCAACAGUAUCUGAUGUUAUUGACACACUCAUCGAAAAGUUUCGCCCAGAUAUGCGUAUGUUAUCAGUGCCAAAUUAUGCACUCUACGAAGUGCAUGCAAACGGUGAAGAACGUCGUUUAAAUCCAGAUGAGAAGCCAUUAUUAGUACAAUUAAAUUGGCAUAUCGAUGAUCGUGAGGGACGUUUCCUGCUUAAAAACAUCGAUCAAAAAACAACGCCCAUCGAACAAUCAGAUAUGAACUUCAAGAGAAAACUCUCGAAGCGUGAAAAAAAGGAACAAAAAAAGAAAGAAAAGCUUGCUAAACUUAAUUCAGAUGCAGUUGGUGGCAUUCAUGGUGUCAGUACGAAUGGUAACAGUGCGAAUAGUGGCGAUGGUGAAGCACAAGUAGCAGGCAAACUUUAUACAGAAUUGCCAGAAACUUCCUUUACACGUUCCAUUUCAAAUCCAGAAGCGGUAAUGCGUAGACGAAGGCAACAAAAACUAGAAAAGAAAUUACAACAGUUUCGUUCACGUGAUGGCGGACCAGAUACAGGUGGAACGUUAAAAAUUUAUGGCGAAAGCUUAUGCCAAGAUGUGCCUUAUAAGACGCUAUUAUUGUCGAUACGAGAUUGUGCGCAAGCAGUUGUUAGAGAAAUGCUGUCAAAAUACGGUUUAGAUAAAGCGGAUCCAUUGCAUUAUUGUCUAGUGCAGGUAAACAGUGAUGGUACAGAAUAUAUACUUGAUGAUGACGAAUGUCCACUAUCCAUACUGAUGAAUCAUCCCACUUCAAGGGGCUCCAUCAUGUUUCAUGUGAGAAGACGUCCAGCAGACUCACAGCCACGGCGACGUAAGAAAAAGCCCUUAGGCGCAUCAAAUGGGACCAAUAGUAUAUCAAGUGAUCGCGAGGGACCAGUCUUAGUUGAAGUAACACACAGUGGCGACGGAGGAAGACGUAUUAAACUGAGCAAUGAUCCUGUUGAAGUUGGUUCAGCUAAUACAAAUUGUCUGCAAUUAUUCGGGCCUUCCAUACAACCACGUCAUUGUCUCAUAUCUCUGUUGGAAGGUGUAUGCACAGUUACGCCUCUUCACACCGACGCCUUAACAUUUGUUAAUGGACAUCAUAUAACACAACCAACUAUUUUGCAUAACGGUUCUGUGGUCAUGUUUGGACGUGUUGCUUCAUAUCGCUUUGUGGACUCACCUACUGAUGGACGCUAUAAUCUAGCUUUGUCACAAUCACAAUUGGACUCUGCUUGCUUAUAUGAAAGCAGUCGUUCACCAACUUCGCCAGGUUCCUGGAACGAUGAUGAUGGUGCACUCAGUUCGACACAAAAAAGUGAUUAUGAACAAAAUCAUAUUGGGAACAACAACGCCAAUAACAGUAACAAUAAUGGUGGUAUAAGCGGUAAUUCUGAGAAUUCUCCAAAUUUACGAGAUUCUGAAGAGAGUAAGUUUCCACGCAACAACAGUGAUCAUCACUCAGGUCAUAUAGGCUAUGAUGGUCAGAGUGUUGAAGGUAAUCUGGAGAACGAAACGAAGUCAAUUUCGAGUUUAAAAUCUGCUGGUUCCAAUAGUCAGGACAGUUCUCACUUUAGAACACCAAAAUUGCCACCCACAACUAGCAGCACUGAUAACCAAGGACAGGAACCAAUUUUACCCGCCGUUUUGGAAUUUCCUGAAACUCAUCAAGAGUUAUUUCUAAGACACAUCAUAAGUGAAUUGGAUGUGAAUGCGCCACAUUUUAAGUUAGCUCCUGUCUAUUCGUUGUAUUUGUGUGCCAGAUACCGCGCAUCAACACAUUACCGUCCAGAACUGCAACCAACGGAACGUGCGCAUAAGCUGACGAUUUUCUUACAUCAUGUAGCCAAUCUUAUAUAUAGUGUGGUACAAGAACAAUACUCAGAUCCACGCAUACUAGCUUUCUGGAUGGCAAAUAGCUCAGAAUUUUUACAUUUUCUUAAAUCCGAUCGUCAUAUAAGCGCGUUCAGUGUACAAGCGCAAGAGGUACUGGCCGAAAGCGUACAAACGGCAUUUCGCAAUUUAGUGAAUUGUUUCCGUCUUGAGCUCUCACAAACACUUAAUCAAUUUCUGUCCGAAACAAUUGCGCAUGACUCUGCUGCUGGAUUGGUCUUAACAGUUCUGGGUUCAGCAAUGGCACUGUUACGCCGUUGUCGCGUCAAUGCAGCACUGACCAUACAAUUGUUCUCACAACUAUUCCACUACAUCAAUGUUAUAUGCUUUAAUACGAUUGUGGCUAAUUCACAUAUGUGCACAGCGGAGUGGGGUAAAGUGAUGAUUGAACGUCUGCAAUUGCUUGAACUUUGGGCCGAACGUCAGGGACUUGAACUAGCGGCCGAUUGUCAUUUAGCAAAAAUAAAUCAAUGUGCACAAUUUCUGCAAGCACCAAAAACUUCCGUAGAGGAGAUACAACAGUUGGCGUGCACUUGCUUUCGUUUAAACUCACUUCAAAUGGCUGCGUUGUUGCAACAAGAAAAAAUACCCAGAAACUUGGUUGAUACUGCUAUACGUAUGGCUGAGUCUGUAGCCGAUGAGCUAACACGUGCCGAUGGUCGUGAAGUGCGUUUAGAAGAAUCACCAGAAUUACAUUUAGCUCUGCUAUUACCUGACGAUGGAUUUAGUUGUGAUGUCGUACGUGGUAUACCAUCUGGAUUAGUAGAUUUCUUAAAUCCAUUACAACAGCAAGGCAUGUGUCGUUUGGCUGCUCAGCCAACGUCAAUUGGUUUAUGGACCGUAUAUAUGCAUCAAUUUAAUGCGCGAUCAUCUAGUUCUAUGUCUAACAAAUUACCCCAACCCGAAGUUCAAGUUAUUAAGCUACAUAAAAAUUCAAGUGGCAUGGGUUUAUCGAUUGUUGCUGCAAAAGGUGCAGGCCAAGAGCGAUUAGGUAUCUAUAUUAAAAGUGUUGUACCUGGUGGUGCAGCUGAUGCAGACGGACGCUUACAAGCAGGUGAUCAACUACUACGUGUGGAUGGUCAAAGUUUGAUAGGCAUAACACAGGAAAGAGCUGCGGAUUAUUUGGUGCGCACAGGACCAGUUGUUACAUUAGAAGUAGCAAAACAAGGCGCGAUAUAUCAUGGCUUAGCUACACUUUUACAACAACCUAGCCCAGUUAUUCAACGUGGUAAUCGCCGCAUGUCUGAACGUGAUUUAACACGUAUGGGUGCUGAUUCCAAACACAUUGGUCCCCUCAUAACUAAUACAACACAAUUACAAAAUAGUAAAUCGGUACCAGCAUUGCAUCACCAUAGUGGAAGUGGUACUAUUUCCGUUACCAACUCCAAAUCACGCAGCACCCACAGUCUUGUCAAUCAUACCAACAGCAACAAUACUUUAGGCAACAACGAACAAGGAUUUUAUCAGAAUCUAAGCGUAUAUCGUGCACAAAAUCAAAGCCAGCCGAUAUUAGCUGAAAGAGCCCAAAUGCCAUCACAUUCCGCAAUGAACACGUACAAUGGAAAUUCCCCUCACAACGCUCCAAAUCAAAUUUUAUCACCAGCAAAUGGAACUUCAGGAAAUCAACACCCCCAGCAAUAUCAACAACAACCUCAGCAUCUGCACCAUUCAUCAAUAACAACUCCAGUGAAUUCUAACUUACCACCUAGCCGUCCAGUAUCAGCCUAUUAUCAUAGCAACACAAAUCCAACCGUCGCAACAGCGUUAACCAGUAACCCAAACGCAGCACAGAUAUCCUUGCAACAGCAAUACUCACAAAAUGCACACAGCAUUAGCGCCAGUAGCAGCAAUUUAAAUGGGAACAUUGGUGCGACAGGUUUGCAACAGCAUCAGCAUCAGCAUAUGCAACAACAACCGCAUUUGUCACAAAUGCAGCCGCACUCAUCAUUAACUAUGGGAAAUCGUUCAAAAAGUACACAAAACUUUAAUCGUGAAAUGCAAAAUCAACACAGUCUUCGCAUGCAGCAAAUGAUGGCACCAUCGAUGCCCAACAUAAACAACAUGUAUGGUCAGCAGCAACAGCAACAACAUGUUAGCAGUAACAUGUCCACUAGUCAGAGUAUGCAAAAUGUUAAUAUGAGCAGUGACUUACCCAUUCAAUACCAGAAUGGCACGGGUAAUGACGGCUACAUGCAACACCAGCACUCACCAGCUGGACAAACCUUGCGUCGAAAUUUGCGUCAUGAUAUGAUGCAGCAUGCAAGUGGCUUGGAUAGUGCACAACAUUCACCAAAUCAUAUAUUGCAACAGCAUCAGCAACAUAAUAUACAACAGCAACAACAAACAAAUUUGUUGAAUUUACCACCAAAACCGAAUAGUAUGCAGCAACAACAGCUAUCACCUGCUAAACAGCCACAACAACAUUUACCACCCACUGCACCGAAACCACAACAGCAUCGUUAUCAACAUCAACAGCAAUAUAUGUAUCAACAGCAGAUGGAAGAUAAGCCUCCACUACCACCGAAUGCUACACACCCGUUGUAUAAAGCAACACAACAGAUUACACCCGGCAUGAACUAUGUUGCAAGCACUUUGGAUCCACCAAAAGGUGGUUAUGUGCCAGUAUCUAAUGCUGCAGCUUUACAGAAUCAAAAAAAUUUCUUGGGUACUAAUCCAUGGGAACGGGAGGAACGUGAAAAAGAGGUUGAAAUACGACGCGAGCAUAUACGACAUUGGCGCGAGCAGCAAAUAGCAGAGCUCUCCACAUUGUCCACACGUACACCACAACAAGAGGAGCAAUUAAAAACUUUAAUACUUGAACGUGAUUUUGAACGACGUGCACAAGAAAUUGAAGAACACGAAGACGAAAGCGAACCAUCAUACGAAAAGGACAAUUUACAAGAAGUAUUCCGCUUGACAACUCAAGCAAAUGCCAUACAAACUCCAGUCACAAAUUUCCGUCAAACCGAAAUUAAAAUAGCUUCGGUAUUAGAUAACGUCGGCAAUAGCAGUAGCCAACAGCAAAGUACAAACUCUGCGGAUAUCUCACCAAUCUCUUCUACGCGCAGUUCUGCUGCUGGUGUUAGUACCGAUGGCUUACAACAACCACCACCGCCGCUACCCAAUAAUCCGCCACCACCUGUAACAUCAGCAAACACUGUUAUGCAACCAAAGAGCAUUUUAAAAAAUAAUCGAUAUGAUGGCUCCAGUGUAGCACCAUCAUCCCCAUCAAAGUCACAAAAAUCAACAAGUUUUGCAGAUGAUCGUCAUUUGCAAACAGAACAUACAAUUUCCAAUAUAUCUAAGGAUAUAUCGCAUUUAUCCUUAAACACCUCAAAUGCACCUACAAUACCUACAUCAACAUCAACAUCUACAAUAACAAACGAUACCAAUUCUAUGGAUAAUUCAAGUGUGCCUCCACCACCACCACCUGAACGCAAUAGCUCUUACUUAAUAAUGUCACAACAAAAAUUACGCAAUUCUUCCAUUGGUUUGCUUAAGACCGCCACAAGCAAUGCUGCUGAUACGAUAAACCAAAACUCUAUCAAAAAAGCAAAUAUUCUGAUGAGCAACAACAACAACAACAAUAACAUAAGCAACAAUUUAAUUACCAACUCGACGACAAUGGAGAUUAGUAGUAGUAACUACACAACCAAUAAUAUGCUGCUGCGUGAUAAUAAGCGUGUCUCUUUUCAUGACGAAGAGAAUAAUUUUAUUAACAGUACGCAACAGCAACAAAAUCAAUACUCUCCUGAACUUUACACCAACGAAAAUCAGAUGCCAGUAGAUCUAGAAACGAUACGUGAAGAUACAAGUUUUCUUCAACAUACCUUAGAUACAUCCAUGUUGCCAUCAAUGCCUGCUACACCGGACGCUGCACUUUGGAACACUACUGUGCAAUCGACACCAGGUGUCAUAGGUGCACAAGAAGUCUACAGAGAUCCACGUCAACGCCGUCUAGCUGAAAAACAACAGCAACAACAGCAGCGCAACACUGAAGCUGUACCAGAGAAGUUGAGUUUUAAAGAGAAAAUGAAAAUGUUUGCUCUGGAAUCGGGUGAAGAUCAUACACCAAAAGACAAAUUAAAAAUAUCAAGAGCACAGAGAGAUAUUGAUGCAGUGCAUUAAGAGUCACAAAUAUAAAACAUUAACAUCACAUGUACACAAAAACAUAUAAACGAAAGGCAAAAUUAUUUAAAUAUUCAAAAAUACUUAAUUCAUAAUGUAAACUAUAUCAAUUAUUGAAGAGCAAAUAUAACAACCUUAUUAGAAAUAGUUUUU
Molecule: messenger RNA, 6454 nt
Organism: Teleopsis dalmanni
Lineage: Eukaryota; Metazoa; Arthropoda; Insecta; Diptera; Diopsidae
Gene: cno
Product: afadin
Exons: 21
Coding region: 92-6301 (2069 amino acids)
Biological process (GO): regulation of protein localization; signal transduction
Cellular component (GO): adherens junction
Molecular function (GO): cell adhesion molecule binding
Source: RefSeq, a predicted model, not a curated record